AUGUCGACUGGUUCUUCGAAUGCUUCUCAACCUAAUGUUCUACUCUUCAGGGGAGAGAACUAUAAUCUAUGGAGUUUGAAGAUGAAGGCUGUCUUCAGAUCAAAAGACCUAUGGAGUAUAGUUGAGAAGGGGGUAGCUGAAGAACCUGACAACAAUCGUCUCACAGAAAUCAUGAAGAAAGAUGCAAAAGCUGUUUGUCUGAUUCAACAGAACCUGGAUGAUCGAGUUCUUCUUCGAAUCAUAGAGGCAAAAACAGCGAAGCAGGCAUGGGAUAUGCUGAAGACUCACUAUCAAGGAAACACCAACAAUAUCACUGUAAGACUUCACUCCUUGCAUCGUGAACUCGAUGCAACUAAGAUGAAGCAUGGAGAGAAGAUUGAAGAUUAUAUUACAAGAGUGCUUGAUGUCGUCUACCAGAUUAAGAUGCUUGGAGAAGAGUUCCCAGACAAGACGGUGGUAACAAAGAUUCUCAGAAGCUUGACCCCCAGAUUCACAAAUGUUGUCUCUUCCAUUGUUGAAGCUAAGGACCUCAAUACCCUCGCAAUUGAUGCUCUCUGUGGCUCACUUCGGAGCCAUGAAUCCAUUCUGAAUAAUGCAGAGGAGGAAGAGGUCGUGGACGUGGUGGCUUUAACAGAGGGAGAGGAAGAGGACGAGGGCGAGGAAGGAACUCAGACAUCUUUCACCAUGCCGACAACUCAAGACAAAGACAAGAAUGUGCAGUUGUUUCAUCUCGUAGAAAAAUUUGGACAUGUUAAAUCACAAUGCUGGUAUAGAAGUAAAGAAGCAAACAUAACAGAAGAAGCAAAGGAGCAAGAUGAAGGUCUUCUUUUAUGGCGAUCGAAGGUUAUUCAAGAACCUGGAAAGCACACCUCAAAUGAUAACAUCCGACUUGGAGAUGGCAACUUACUUCAGGUUGCAGGAAUUGGUCAGCUUAUGAGCUCUGGAUACAAGGUGGAAUUCACUGAUGGAGAAUGUAUUGUGAAAGAAGUUCAAUCUAACACACAAGUGGCCAGAAUUCCUAUGACCUCUCAUAGGUUGUUCCCACUAGAAGCAGAUGAUGUGCUUGCUGCUCAUGUUGUACAGAGAGAUGAAGAUCUCUCAACUCUCUGGCACAGAAGGUAUGGCCACCUUAAUAAGAGAAGCCUGAACUAUCUCAAUGAACAUAAGUUGGUUGAUGGUCUCCCCACCAUCACCCAUAUACAACCAUGUGAGGCAUGUGCUCUUGGAAAACAAGCUCAUCGUGCAUUUCCAAAAGGGCAGGCAUAUAGAGCAACAACCCCACUCGAGCUUGUGCACGGAGAUCUAGUUGGGCCAAUGCAGACCCCAUCCUAUGGAGGUAACCUUUACUUCUUUCUCCUAAUUGAUGAUUUUUCGAGACACAGCUGGGUCUAUUUUCUUCAAUACAAGAAUGAAGCUUUACAGAAGUUCAAAGUUUUUAAGCUUGCUGUUGAGAAGCAAUAUUCAACUCCGGUGAAGGCCUUCCGCUCAGACCGAGGAAGAGAGUUCACCUCCGGCGCCUUCAGAGCAUUCUGUGAAGAAACUGGAAUAAAGCACCAACUCACUGCACCCCGAACGCCGCGUAGGCACGGCGUCGCUGAGCGACAAAUUGCACCGUAA
This is a messenger RNA of Dioscorea cayenensis subsp. rotundata (Guinea yam), 1617 nucleotides long. RefSeq lists its product as uncharacterized. The coding region runs from base 1 to 1617 and encodes 538 amino acids. Gene Ontology annotation, molecular function: nucleic acid binding. Gene Ontology annotation, biological process: DNA integration. The record is from RefSeq and is a predicted model, not a curated record. The transcript is spliced from 4 exons. Lineage: Eukaryota; Viridiplantae; Streptophyta; Magnoliopsida; Dioscoreales; Dioscoreaceae.